Nomia melanderi (Alkali bee) is the source of this 3849-nucleotide messenger RNA. Lineage: Eukaryota; Metazoa; Arthropoda; Insecta; Hymenoptera; Halictidae. The record is from RefSeq and is a predicted model, not a curated record.
UCGUCGAUUUUUAUAUCGUAUUUGAAAUACCGUUUUGUGCACGGUUAUUUUAACGUCGGUUACGUAAAACCAUUAUGUUUACACGUGAAAAAGUACCGUUGUCGCGUUUACCUACGUUGCACCAUUUUGUCAAUGGAGUUUUGCCUCUUAUCCCCCGAAUGACAAUUGUAUUCCGAUUCGAUGAAAAAUUGGAUAUUUUAAACUCUGGGAGUUGUCGCUACGUUGAUUCUUAUUUUAGAAUAAAAUAACAGUUCUACGUUUGCGACCAUGAAAAUCAAAUUUCGAUCACUGGCUCGCCAACUCGACGCUGAGAACUACGUAACGUGUAAAAGGGCUUCUAAGCGUAACCCCAAAAUAAAUUCGUUUCUCUGUAACGUGAAAUUUACUCGACGCACUUGUCGACGUGUAACUUAAUUUCUAUCCGUAACAAAUUAUAGUAAAUUAUUUUCAUUAUGUAUAUAUACAUAUACAUAUAUGUUUUACAAAUUAUCGACUAAAAUUCAAUAGAAUUGAAUUUAAAAUAUGCCUAGCACGCUUUAUUAAAGAAAUAUUGACUAUACCCACUUUGAAGGGGUUAAUCUGUACAUUGUUUAAAUAAUAUCCGUUCGUAGUCGAGUAUGGGUUAGAAUAACCUUUCACGAAUGCUCGAGAUACCAGUUCGAGUAAUGAGUAACGAGAAGUAUAAUAAUAUAAAUUUAUCGUAACAUUUACACAAUGACAUAGUUGCCAGAGUCUACUACGCAAUACGACCACUGAAAAUGUUCGAAUUCGUUGGGGACGCUUCGAUGAAUUAUCGUUACCUCCGCUACGAUUGAACCAGUAAUUCGACGAUAUUAUUAUUUAUUAUUAUAAAAUAACGCGUCCAGCGAUGUUUCCAUCGAAAGAUUUCCUAUCGUCCAGGCAUCCAAUCUGCUUCGAAACACGCUCGAAACUGCAGUUCGUAGAACGCACAGUGCGAGGUGCAUACCGAUCGUAUCUGUUCGAAAAUUCACCAUUAAAUAGUCCCAAUAUCACGCGGCUUUCCGCACUCGCUGGACGAACGUUUCCGUGGAACGAAUUAAUUCUGUAAAAUCUUCGGCAGAUACAGGCUCGGGAGAUUCGCGUUCGCGCGUAUCUACUUAGGAACGGAACGACGAUCACGAGUCAAAGGUGAAACGAAAAUCGUGUUGAUUCCACGACGAACCGAUCCACCGAUUAAUUCAGUCGUGCAUAUUGUAGCACAGAUUUCCAAUACAAGUUCACCGAAAAAUAAUGAUACGGAUGUUGUGAUACGCGGCGGACGUGUUUUUCUUCGGCGACUGAGAAUGUUGUCGAUCGGCGUGCUGCUGCUACCUGCCCUGAUAAGUUUCAACACUCAGGACACAUGAGGAGAGUUCGGGCUUAUGAGAUUGUCAGUGGUUCACUGACUCGUCGAAGAUAUCAUUAUGGAGAGCAAUGCGAAAAACGAUGAGUGCGAGAGUCCGGGAACCAGCUCGGGGACCAAGAAGGAGGAAAACGCGCCCCAGAGUGUACAGAAUUGUUCUGAUGCUAAGGUGGUCAUAGACACCAAGAACACUCAAGUUCGUGUUGUCAGGGGCACUAAAAAAAUGAAGCUGGACAUUAGCGACAAUAAUAAUCCAGAGAAGAAAGAUACCAAGGAUGAGGAAAUUAAUGCAGAUGUUAAAGUAAGAGCCUUGAAGAGAUCUUGCGAAUUAUGGUCCAUGGAAGACAAGAAUACCUUUUUCAAAGCUUUAAACGAAUAUGGGAAAGACUUUGAUGCUCUUCAGAGUUAUUUCUUGUGUCAAGGGAAGAAGAAGGGUUUGCCGGAUAUCAUGAUAAAAAAUAAAGAACAGAUUAGGCACUUUUAUUAUAGAACAUGGCUGAAAAUUUCGAAACACUUGAAAUUUUCGGAAGAUCUGAAGAAAACUUCCCAAGAGUUGUAUGGUUUAAUUAAUUACGGCGAGCUUAGAAGGAAAUUACCUAGGAUACAUGAGAAAGUACAUUUGAAACUAAAUGAACUAGUCUACUGGGGCUCAACACAAGUUAGACUUAGGGGAAAAACUAUGAGAAUUAAGACUCCUAUAUGUAGAGCAUUAAGAAAAUUGAAUCAGUUGGAAGAUUGGCAAGAAGAAAUCAAACUGCCAUCUCGAAUAACAAUUGAAUUAAGACCCCGUAAUAAUAUGGCAUGGUGGCAAGUACAAGCAUCAUCCAUGAAUCCAAGAGUAAGAACUUUGUUACCUAUACAAAGACGGUUGUCCAGUUUAUUAAUAUUUUUGCAACAAAGAUGGAGGCCUGCAAAAUACAACACAUCCUCUAACAUAGAGAAUACUAUCACAAAUGAAAUGAAAGAUACCAGGUUGUUACGAGUAGCACCAAUAGAGGGUUGCAAAAUUACUUUACCAAUGGUAAAUCUUGGCGAAUACCUCACCAGUAACAGUGUCAGCUUAAAUUCUUAUGAAAACCGUCUGGGACUAAAAAGUUCUAGAUUGGAUUUAUUAGGAUCUGUACAAGAUUUAAAAGGUGUCGGAAAGAAAGGAAUCAAGAGGACCAAAGUAGACAAAAAGUCUGUGAAUCAAUCAGAAGACAAUUGUAUGCUCCCAGAUAGCAACAGUGACGUAGAUCUGAUAGAAUCCGGCAGCAGUGUUUCAGAAAAAGCGUCGAUAAUUAAUGUUGCAGAAAAAUCGUCUACAGAACAACAGCCAACUGAACCGAAUAGAUUCCCAGGAAGGGAAACCAUUGAAAGAAUACGAAAGGGAUGGAAUGUUGAGGAAGCAAACACUAUCACUGUAGGAGACCUCUUUUUGAUGUUCGGUCGUGAAUCAAAAAUUACUCUGGAAUACUGGUGGGAUUGGCAUCCACGAGAACAGCACACCGGAGAGUCUCCAUCUUGUACUCUGCAAGAUGAGAGUCUAUGUCUGACUUUGCAAAAAUUGUUAUCAAUAGCGAAGCACAGUUAUGGGAAUAGCAAAGUAUACGAUAACACUUCUGGAAGCAACGAAACCGUAAUUUCAUCUCGCAUGCUUUCAACAAAGGAAUCAACCUUCAGAAGACCUCUCAUUCCGCAAACCUACCAUAAAAUUGGUACACCCGAUGCAUUUAAAACACAGCUGGAUAAGUUCAAGACGCGCUUCUGUAAAAGGGGAAGAACCGUAAGGCAAAAGAGUCUCGUCGUGCAAAGGGUAUUACCGAUAAUAUCUGCGUCGAGUAACACGCCAGAAGACAUAACGACAAAUUCCCAAGAGACUAGCAAACCAAAUGAUGCACCUUUAAGUAACAACGAGCAACAAAACGAUAAACAGCCGUCCAUACAUAUCAGCGUGACACCGGAGAAAAUCUUUUUGGAUGAACUCGAAGUGGCGAGGGACUCGAAACCGACGAAUUCGAUUAUAACCAGUGCUACGCAAAUUCUUAAGGAAGGGGAGCACCAAUGGUUGAACAGCGAGGUGGCAGAUUUUUCCUUAAGUAGUUUCUUAGGGCAGCUCGAAUCCCCCAUGAAAAUUUCACAGCGGAGCCACAACAGCGACCACGUAGAAGAUACUCGUCCAUCGUCAGACGUUGUCUCGCAUAUGCAGUGUCUAAUGGGCGAGAACAGCGUGGAUUACAUGGCGAAAUUUGCGAACCUCGCGUCGCAGAUGGCGUCGGACGACAGUAAAAAAUAAUAGUGUAACGGUUGACCUAAUUUUAUAGAAGUUUUAAAGAAAAUGUCUAUUUUAAAUCAUACGAAUUCAAUCAUAUUUUACAAUCGGAGCGUGUAAUUAUCUGUUUGAUAUCGACAUUAUUGACUACGUCACACAAUCGUGGAAACGACUAUAAAUGAAAAAAAAGAAACAAAAAAAAACGAGAUACACAAGCGAAUUACAGAAUUUUUUU